Empidonax traillii (willow flycatcher) is the source of this 536-nucleotide messenger RNA. RefSeq names its product probable bifunctional methylenetetrahydrofolate dehydrogenase/cyclohydrolase 2. Gene Ontology annotation, cellular component: mitochondrion. Lineage: Eukaryota; Metazoa; Chordata; Aves; Passeriformes; Tyrannidae. Bases 195 to 422 code for a protein of 75 amino acids. Gene Ontology annotation, molecular function: methenyltetrahydrofolate cyclohydrolase activity; methylenetetrahydrofolate dehydrogenase (NAD+) activity; methylenetetrahydrofolate dehydrogenase (NADP+) activity. The transcript is spliced from 3 exons. Gene Ontology annotation, biological process: tetrahydrofolate interconversion. The record is from RefSeq and is a predicted model, not a curated record.
AGUUUAAUUCUGUAUCUUGAAAUAUUGUUAGGAAACAGUUUUUAAGCCUCAGACAGAUUUUUAGACCAAAUAACCAAGCUGCCCAUAGAUUAAUUUUCUGAUGCUAACGUGUCUUCUGUUUUUUGUUUUUAUCAGGCAUUUCUAGUGAGAUCAUUCUGAGGCCUAAAGACAUUUCUCAGGAAGAGCUCCUAGAUAUGAUAGUGAAGCUCAACAAGGAUUCAAGAGUUAGUGGUUUGUUAGUUCAGCUUCCUCUGCCAGAUCACAUAGAUGAACGGAGAGUUUGCAACGCCAUCGCCCCUGAGAAGGACGUGGAUGGAUUCCAUAUCAUGAAUAUUGGACGUCUGUGUCUCGAUCAACCUUCCAUAAUUCCUGCCACUGCUGCUGCCGUGUGGGAGAUCAUAAAACGGACAGGGGAAAGCUGAAAGUUGUUUUGUAGAUUCAUCCCUCAAAUUUAACCUUGUGGAUUUGCACGUCAUGUUGAUGUCAGCAGCCCACAAGAACAGAUAAUUGUAUUUUGGGGACUGAGAAGAAGGGCU